Molecule: messenger RNA, 4452 nt
Organism: Lytechinus pictus (painted urchin)
Lineage: Eukaryota; Metazoa; Echinodermata; Echinoidea; Temnopleuroida; Toxopneustidae
Product: actin-related protein 8-like
Exons: 9
Coding region: 109-1359 (416 amino acids)
Biological process (GO): regulation of DNA-templated transcription; double-strand break repair
Cellular component (GO): Ino80 complex
Source: RefSeq, a predicted model, not a curated record
ACCAUCUGCCCAUCGCAGGCCAUAUCUGUUGAAGUGAAAAUCAACAAGGAGCUGAAGCCGAAGUUAGUUAGAUUCAUCUAACGUUAGACUUAGACCCUCUAAUUCGAGAUGGCCGAGCCACUUCACCAGAGUUCAGUGAUUGUGAUCCACCCUGGUUCUUAUUGGCUUCGUAUUGGACGUGCCUCGGAUCCUUAUCCAGUAGCAGUACCACAAGUGAUUGCUAGACGUAAUCAUGGUAUGGAGAAAGACAGAUUUGAAGAAAAGCUUCUUCACAGGAAUGGGAUUGGUCAUUCUGGUAGCUCUGCUCUCAGAGAACAGGCAUUGAAGAUGGUGGAACAGGCAAUAUGGUCACGCAAAACAUCGCAAGGACACAGGAGAGAAAGUGUUCACACAUCAGAGGUCCAUAGCUUCAAUGAUUCUGUGAGUCACCAAUCUGUGGAUGAGUUUACUGAUAUGUCAUGGACAGACACUGCAAACAAUGCAGAAUACUUCAUUGGAGAUCAGGCACUUUAUCUCGAGAAUUCAUCAGAUUACAAUGUUCAAUGGCCAAUGAAGCAUGGUCAGCUGAAUCUUCAUAACAAUGUGGGCGGUUCUAUAUCUGCUGUCAUUCAAGACCUGUGCACGUUGUGGGGUCAUGUAUUAGACAAAAGUUUGGGAAUUCCACCUGAAGAAUUAGAGAAAUAUAGAGCAAUACUUUUAAUUCCUGACAUUUACCACAGACCUCACAUAAAGGAACUGGUCAAACUACUUUUAAUUGACCUACGCUUUGAAGCAGCUAUUGUUCAUCAGGAAUCUGUGUGUGCAACGUAUGGUAGUGGACUUUGCAGUGCCUGUGUUGUUGAUGUUGGGGACCAGAAGACAUCAGUAUGUUGUGUGGAGGAUGGGCUUUCUCAUCGUAAUACAAGGGUGUGUAUGACAUAUGGGGGGAAAGACAUCACAAGGACUUUUACAUGGUUGCUGGAGAAAGCCCGUUUUCCAUACAGAGAAUGCAAGCCAGAGAAAACUAUGGAUGCACUCCUGUUGAUUGAAUUGAAAGAAACAUUUUGCCAUCUUGAUCAGGAUUUUGAUGGCAUACAAAUACUGGAUUUCCAAGUUUGUUACCCAAACCAGCCCAUGCUGACCUACCAAAUGAAACUGGGUGAUGAGACCCUGCAGGCUCCAAUGGCCAUCUUUUAUCCGCAGUUGUUUGGGGUGGUGGAUGAAAAGAUGACCUUCACUCAGCAGCGAAACCAGGGUGAUCCUGAAGAUAUUCAUGAUGAGCUUUAUCUGCUGCAGACUCAGAACCAGCAACAGCAGGUAUGUCUUCACAAAGGUAUUUGUCUGGAAACUUUCCCCAAAAAUGGCAGCCAAAACUUAUAACAAUUUAGGUUAGCCGAUUUCACUAAAAAUAUUAAAAAGAUCAGAAAAAAUAUCAAUUUUAUUAUUUUCACAAAUUUUUACUUCAUUUUGUAACUUUACUUUUCAAAGAAGAUAAAUUAUUUCUGUGUAGAAUAAAGAAGAAAUGCAAUGAAAUGGUAGUAUUAGAUAUUAAAAUCAUAGUAAAAAGAGAAGAAAAAACUUGAGAGAAAAAAUGGAAAAUAUCAUAUUCAUAUUAUAGAGCAUUUUCCAUGUUUUUAAGCUGUAAAACACAGUUUUUCAUCACAAACCAGGUUUUUUAAGGAGAACAUGAAAUCAAUCGUAAUUAUGCUAAUGAUAUAAACCUACCUACAUUAAGAAGAUUUUUACUAAAACUUUACAAAAUACAUUUUCUGAUUUUAGUUACUGACAAAAAGUUAUAUUAAAUAUUCUACAUGUUUCUUUGGUGUUCCUGAAUCUUUGACAAUGAAGAAACUUGUUCUUCUUACAGAAGAAAAAUUGUUGUUUCUUUGGAUAUACCGCAUCCGAUUUUCAAGUUUAAAUAGGGGAAAAAAGUGUGGUUUCUUUACCGGAGAAUACAGUAUAGUUUUUGUAUGACCCACAAAAUCUAUUAAGCUGCUUAUUAUUUUUAGCAAGAGAGAGAUAAGUGUGAAUUACUGUGAAGUUGUUCACUCCCCUUUUUAGCUUUAUUAGGUUCUUCAUUGCCAUCAUACUCUGUUUUUCAAUGUUCCGUCCAAUAGGUAGAAAUCAAGCAUGUUUUCAUGCAACUUUUUCUCAACAAUGUGUCAAUCAUAGUUUGUGCACAAGGUCUCAUAUGAAAGAUGAAAAAAUGAAUAUUAAAGUUAUUAACUUUGUUUUCCGAAUACAUAGCAGUAAAAGUCAGAAAAACUCACUCAUAUUCAUAAUUUGCUGCAGUUUCAAUUGUUCUAAUGCAGUCAUGCAUGCAUUAUGAACGUUGACAUGGGCUUCAAAUAAAAGAGGGGAAGUGUAUCUUUUCAUUGAUGUACAUCUAAUGAAACAAAUUUAUAAUUAUGAUGGCAAAAAAUUACACUUAAUUCCGGUUUCCCUUUUUCUGUGACGCACUGUAUACUAAGUGGUGUUAGACAGAAAUGCAUAUAGAAUAUUGACUAACUGGAAAUUGGACGAAGUGAUUAAUGGGCUAAAUGGCAAUUAAACCAUAUGGUUUGUAGACCAACUGGUUGUAGAUUUCCUAUCAGAUAAAAUGAAGAGUUAAGUACACAAAACAGAUGUAGAACAAGUGGCAAGUUACAGUAAGAUUGUUCAUCUCUUUAGUUUAGACAAGUUUAUUAAUGUUCUUCUUUUAUAGUUCCAAGUUCUAUUCUUUAAGGCCAAGUUGAAUGAUAAAGAGUUCCUCAAUAUUCCAGGCUGGUUAUCCAACAAUGCAAUAUUUUUUAUACACAUAGUAUAUAUAUAAAAGAAAAAUAAUGCAAUUUAUAUUAAUAACUGUAGUCUUGUACAUUGUACAGAGUUAUUCACUUUUUAUACUGCAAAUAUGUUGCCAAGGAACAAAAUAAUGCUAAUCAGAACUCCAAUUAUUCCUAUUUUCCAAUGAAAAUAAAAAGCCAUCAUUAGUUUUGUCAUACUUCUUCAUAUAUCUUUAAUUAUUUGAUUUGACAUUUGUGUAUCAAUCCUUAACCGUCCAUGCCUCCUCAGAGGACAGUUUCAUACAUAUUUUCAAUUACAUGAUUAAGUUUUACAUAGUGCUGUCGAUAAUGUAUUAAUCAAAUACCUCCUUUCUUGCCUUCAGAGCCUGUUAGAGGAAACUUUCCAUAUAGCCAUCAUAAGUUAUGUCUUCACGUGUUUUUCAAUUAUUUGAUUUGACAUUUGAGAAUCAAUCCUUAGCCACCCAUGCCUCCUCAGAGGAUAGUUGAGCCUGGUAUGUUAAGGGGGUAAAAAAUUCAUUUUUGUCUCACCUGCAUAGCAGAGUGAGACUAAAGGCGCCGCUUUUCCGACGGCGGCGGCGGCGUCAACACCAAAUCUUAACCUGAGGUUAAGUUUUUGAAAUGACAGCAUAACUUAGAAAGUAUAUGGACCUAGUUCAUGAAACUUGGCCAUAAGGUUAAUCAAGUAUUACUGAACAUCCUGCCUGAGUUUCAUGUCACAUGACCAAGGUCAAAGGUCAUUUAGGGUCAAUGAACUUAGACCAUGUUGGGGGAAUCAACAUCAAAAUCUUAACCUAAGGUUAAGUUUUUGAAAUGUCAUCAUAACUUAGAAAAUAUAUGGACCUAGUUCAUGAAACUUAUACAUAAGGUUAAUCAAGUAUCAAUGAACAUCCUGCUUGAGUUUCACAUCACAUGACCAAGGUCAAAGGUCAUUUAGAGUCAAUGAACUUUGGCCGAAUUGGGGGUAUCUGUUGAAUUACCAUCAUAACUUUGAAUGUUUAUGGAUCUGAUUCAUGAAACUUGGACAUAAUAGUAAUCAAGUAUUACUGAACAUCCUGUGCAAGUUUCAGGUCACAUGAUCAAGGUCAAAGGUCAUUUAGGGUCAAUGAACUUUGGCCAAAUUGGGGUAUUUGUUGAAUUACAGCCAUAAAUUUGAAAGUGUGUUGGUCUAGUUCAUAAAACUUGGACAUAAUAGUAAUCAAGUAUCACUGAACAUCCUGUGCAAGUUUCAGGUCACAUGAUCAAGGUCAAAGGUCAUGUUAAGGUCAAAGAACUUUGGCCACGUUGGGGGUAUUUGUUGAAUUGCCAUCAUAUCUCUAUAAGUGUAUUGGUCUAGUUCAUAAAACGUGGAAAUAAGAGUAACCAAGUAUCACUGAACAUCUUGUGCGAGUUAUAGUAGUUUUCAAAAUCAGCACUGCUGCUAUAUUGAAUCGCGUGAUACAGGUGAGACGGCCAGAGGCAUUCCACUUGUUAUAUGCUUAUGAUGUAAUCACUGCAAGAUUUCUCAUUGAUAUCUAAGGUUAAUAAAAUCCAUAUUUGUUUAUUUGGUAAGGUCCGGAAGCGAAUAGGGGCAUUCAACUUUGCUGUCACAGACAGACGCUUUUGAGAAAUAUUGAUUUGGUCCUAUUUUGACAGUCUUUAGAUUGCCUUGAGUUUUGUUUGCAAGUAAUUAUAGAUGAAACACCAGUUUGCU